GCACCCACAUCCAUCUUUUAUUAGCUCUUGGCAUUUUUACACACAACGAAUGUGUGUCAGCAGAUCUUCCCCCACCAAUAGUGCCAGACAGUUCCUUGACAACAAUUGACAGAAGUGGGAGCAAGUCUCGCAAGGCAACCAUAGGACUUAAAAUGAAGUUAAAGUUGCCAUAUGUCAUUCCAAAACCCAUUAUUCAGGCAGCAGGUAAAAUGGAUUUUUCCAGGUGGCCAGAGCAGUUUGAACCAGACCAAACUUUGUGUGAUUUGUGUAAAAGUCCUCUUGGUCAGUCCAAGCCACACCCAAAUCAACGUGGGCGAUCAAUCAUAAUGACCAAUGGAUGUCCAUUCAAAACAGUCAAAAUGCUAGUCAAAGAUUGCUCAUGUUGCUUUGCUAUAAACCAAGUGUUUCCCUACACAUUAGGUCUGUUUAAUAUUAGUGACAAGGUUCUGGUGGCACUUGAAAUUCUAUUAGAGUUCCGAGAAUUGUUCAAAAGAGGAGUGCCAAUUUCUGUAGCCAUAAAAAGUAAAUUAGCUGUGAUGGUCCAGAAAGUUGAGGAAUCGCCAACAGAAAAUGAGUUGGAAAGUAUUGCUACACAUUUAUACAAUGGGUUUUAUUGCUUUGAGGCAAUAACUGAACGCAAUAUGGAUUCAGGUGUUUGUGGAAUUUGUGGUACUGUUGGUGAAGUGUAUUUUGGGGAUGGGAAUGAAAAAAAUUGCUGCAGCAUUAGCGAGAUUGAUUACUCACCACUACAAGAUAUAGAUUGUGAGGAAGAUGAUCCUAUUUCCCUUGAGAUGUUCUUGGAGAAAUUAAAAUACAAUUUGGUGGAAAAGACAACCUACACACGAUCGGAAAAGGCCACUAUCCACUUUUCCACCAUUCCACCAGUCAUAGCCCCAUCAUUGAGAAGUACAAAAUUGUUCAACACUGAAGGGGAAAAAAAGUGCUUUUCUCAAGCAAUAUGGCAAACCUAAUGAAGGUGAUCCAGCUCUUUUGCAUCAUUAGAUAU
Molecule: messenger RNA, 1006 nt
Organism: Dendronephthya gigantea
Lineage: Eukaryota; Metazoa; Cnidaria; Anthozoa; Malacalcyonacea; Nephtheidae
Product: HMG domain-containing protein 3-like
Exons: 5
Coding region: 153-971 (272 amino acids)
Source: RefSeq, a predicted model, not a curated record